Molecule: messenger RNA, 1269 nt
Organism: Ramularia collo-cygni
Lineage: Eukaryota; Fungi; Ascomycota; Dothideomycetes; Mycosphaerellales; Mycosphaerellaceae
Exons: 3
Coding region: 1-1269 (422 amino acids)
Source: RefSeq, a predicted model, not a curated record
AUGAAGUCUGCAGUUGUUGUGGCAGCUGCCAUUGCGCAGCUCGCUGCUGGUCAAGCGACGCUGAACUACGACCAAAUCACCAAUGCAGCAGCGCCGACUGCCACCGCACCCCCUCAGGUGGCCUCGAUCGACUCCGCUGCAAUCCAGGCCUCGUUGAGCUCUGUUCUCACUGCUGUUGAGGCGAGCUACACUGGUGUUCCGGCCAAGUUCCGUCUGAAGCGUGAGGCUGUGCCCACCUUCGGAAAACCCAAGCCCAUCGGCGGUACCAACCCCUUCGAUCCUGUGGACGAGUUCUGUUACUUCUUCCCGUGGAAGUGCUCCAAGCCCGAGCCUGAGCCUCAGCCUGAGCCAUCCAAGCCCCAGCCAGGCAAGCCAAGCAAGCCAACAACCACCUACCACCCUACCCCCACCGACAACCCCGCCCCACCACCAAAGGACGACAAGUGCAACGCCCAGCCGAUGGGCGCUGGCCCAGCUGUCCAGCCCGACACUGCUGAAGCCUUCACCUCUUUCCCAGGUUUCAGCGCCGCGGCCAACGCUGCCCAGACUCCUUCUGGAUACAAGCAGGUCUUCAAGAACUUGAACGCCGCAUACUCUGGAUACUCCUACAUCACCUACACCAACCUCAACAGCUACGACCCCAAGGCGUGUGCUGAUGCUUGUGAUGCAUACAAGGGAUGCUCCAGCUUCAACGUCUACUUUGAGCGUGAUCCAACUCUUGCUCCUGGCCCCAACUGCCCGAACCCACCAUCCACCACCAACAUCCGCUGUGCUCUUUGGGGAAGCGCCAUUGAUGCCGAUGGUGCAACCAACAACGGCGAAUACCGCGAGAAAUUCCACGUCGUGAUUACCGGCAGCAACGGCUACACCAAGCCCGGUGCCCCAAUCGACGUCCCACCAUACUACCCACCAGAGAAGUGUCCCAACGGCGCCAUCGGCGACAAGGGCAAGCCAUGGUUCCUCGCAGACCACUUCUUCCCAGGAUUCUUCGCCCCAGAGCUCUGCAAGGUCUUUGCGGAGAUUCAGCUCGAGAAGAACAAAGCCGAUUCCAUCGCCAAGAAACUCGACCACUACUCGCCUAUCAAUGGUUACAAUGUCUUUGAGCUCUGGGAGGAGGGCAAGAUGAUUGGUACUUAUUGCAAACUUUACACGGAGCCUUUGCCGGUGGGUUACGCUGAUUACAAGGGUGAGACUAAGUUGGAGAGACUUUGGGAGGUGAAGAAUGCGUGGUUCUAUAAGCUUCUUAACAAGGACUUUGGAAAGUUUUAG